Messenger RNA from Phytophthora nicotianae INRA-310, 765 nucleotides. RefSeq lists its product as hypothetical. Bases 1 to 765 code for a protein of 254 amino acids. The transcript has a single exon. Lineage: Eukaryota; Oomycota; Peronosporomycetes; Peronosporales; Peronosporaceae. The record is from RefSeq and is a predicted model, not a curated record.
AUGAAGCUACGAGUUCUCGCUACAACAGUUUUCGCAGCACUGCUUUCUUGUGCUAGUGCGACCGUCGAUCACGACAAGAUCGAACCUUUCCCUCAACCCGAGCCUGCCACGAUCUCCGAAAAAGCUGCCGUCAAGUUCAAGCCGCAGCUUUACACCCCCAAUAGCGUCUGCGUUCCGUACCCUGCGGUAAACGUUGCUGGUGAGGUUGCUGGUGGACUGAAGGGAACGAACGGGAACGACGCGUGCAAGUAUGCGCCUAAAGGCUCGCAGAUCUACGGUCGAGCUGGGUGGUACAACGACCUGUGGGCUAUCAUGUACGCGUGGUACUUCCCGAAAGGCUUUUGGAUGGAUUCUCCUUCGAGGCGCCAUGACUGGAAAAGUGUUGUUGUAUGGAUUGACAACCCCGAGUCGCAAACACCUAAGAUUGUGGGAGUUUCCAUGUCCAAGUCUGACACGAGGUACAACAAGGAGACUAAAACUUGGCCUUCCAAUUUUGCUGGUUAUCGAAUGGAGGGGCGAAGAUAUCAUCGCACUUACAUUUACGGCUCCAACACGUCUCUCCGUUUUCAAUAUCAGAGCGACCUGGGGUCUCCGUAUUUGAAUUUUGGUGAUUGGGAAGGUGAGUACCAGGACUUGAUCAUGUGGGAACAACUAACGGACGCAGCUCGUGCAGCUUUAAAUGAUGGUAACAAUUUUGGCGAUGCGGAGGUUCCGUUUAGUGACGAACACUACGAAAAACAUCUCGACAAGGCGUGGCCAUUCUAG